AUUUUUUUUUUCUCAUUUUUUUUCUAAUUAAUAAAUAGUAGCUGCAAGAAACGGGUCUCUUUUUUCUUGGGGUUGUCCUUUGGAAGAUCGGCGGAGAGUUUCUGAACCAAAACGCGAAACCGGGAGGAGAAAUUCCGAUCAAACAGAGGAAGAGGCCAAAUGGGGUGGAUCGGAGAAACCAUUGAUUCCAUCAAAUCCCUUCAGAUUCGUCAGGUCCUCUCCCAGGUCGUCAGUCUCGGCAUGAUUGUAACAUCUGCUCUCAUAAUAUGGAAGGCAUUGAUGUGCAUUACUGGGAGCGAGUCUCCUGUUGUUGUUGUUCUGUCGGGGAGCAUGGAGCCUGGAUUUAAGAGGGGGGACAUCUUAUUCUUACACAUGAGUAAGGAUCCUAUUCGUGCUGGAGAGAUUGUUGUCUUUAAUGUUGAUGGUCGUGAAAUUCCAAUUGUUCAUCGUGUAAUCAAGGUUCAUGAGCGGCCAGACACAGGAGAAGUUGAUGUUCUUACCAAAGGGGAUAAUAACUAUGGGGAUGAUAGGCUAUUAUAUGCUCAAGGUCAGCUUUGGCUUAAGCGGCAUCAUAUAAUGGGGAGAGCUGUUGGGUUUUUACCUUAUGUUGGCUGGGUGACCAUUAUUAUGACCGAGAAGCCGAUAAUUAAGUAUAUUCUUAUUGGAGCUUUGGGGCUUCUUGUCAUAACUUCAAAGGAGUAAGGCCAAACCAAAGUAGCAAAAUUUAGGUACACAGACAGAUCUCCACAAGUAAUUUCCUUUGUAUACUGGACACAACUUUUCUUAUGUUAGCUCUUUAACCUCUUAGCACCUGUUUUUGUUACUCUAUUUGCUGAGCAUUUCUCAUGGAAAACUAGAAUUGUAUCAGAAACUCGGUUCGGCUUUCGACUCUCUGUUUCGAUCUGAUGAUGAGGGUAUGUCUUGCAACUAUGAACAUGGUGGGUUUUGGUUCUUCUUAGGGGCUGUUUGGUUGGUGGAAUUGAAACUAGAACUAGACUGAGAAUUACAAAGGAAUUUGGAUGAUAUUGAAAUCAGAUUUUGUUCAAGCAGGUUGUUCUAUCCAGUUCAGGGACUGAAUUCUAAUUUCUUUUUWUUUUUCUGAAAUAUGGUGUUACAGAAAUAUAGUAGUAGAUCUUCUUGCC
Molecule: messenger RNA, 1142 nt
Organism: Momordica charantia (bitter melon)
Lineage: Eukaryota; Viridiplantae; Streptophyta; Magnoliopsida; Cucurbitales; Cucurbitaceae
Cellular component (GO): membrane; signal peptidase complex
Molecular function (GO): serine-type endopeptidase activity
Source: RefSeq, a predicted model, not a curated record